Messenger RNA from Acinonyx jubatus (cheetah), 2792 nucleotides. It is a transcript of the gene HBP1, whose product is annotated as HMG-box transcription factor 1. Gene Ontology annotation, molecular function: RNA binding; protein binding; RNA polymerase II cis-regulatory region sequence-specific DNA binding. Gene Ontology annotation, biological process: regulation of transcription by RNA polymerase II. The transcript is spliced from 11 exons. Gene Ontology annotation, cellular component: nucleus. Lineage: Eukaryota; Metazoa; Chordata; Mammalia; Carnivora; Felidae. Bases 138 to 1709 code for a protein of 523 amino acids. The record is from RefSeq and is a predicted model, not a curated record.
CCACGGUAUCACCCAAUGGGAAAGGGGAAUGAUCGAAUGGCAGUUCCGUGGGCCAAUAAGAGGGCGAAAGAGCGGGGCGAAGACUCAGCCCCCGGGGGGUUGAGGGAGGGGGAAGACGAAGCUUGAAAGACUUGGUAAUGGCGACGGGUUUGUCGGAGCACCAUAACAUGGUGUGGGAAGUGAAGACAAAUCAGAUGCCUAAUGCAGUACAGAAACUCCUGCUGGUGAUGGACAAGAGACCUUCAGGAAUGAAUGACUCACUGGAGUUGCUUCAGUGUACUGAGAACUUGCCAUCCUCGCCUGGAUACAACUCCUGUGAUGAGCACAUGGAGCUUGAUGACCUUCCUGAACUUCAGGCAGUUCAAAGUGAUCCAACCCAAUCUGCCAUAUACCAGCUAAGUUCAGAUGUUUCACAUCAAGAGUAUCCAAGACCAUCUUGGAACCAGAAUACCUCAGACAUAUCAGAAAAUACUUACGGUGAAAAUGAGGUGGAUUGGCUAACAGAAUUAGCAAAUAUCGCCACCAGUCCGCAAAGUCCACUUAUGCAGUGCUCAUUCUACAACAGAUCAUCUCCUGUACACAUCAUAGCUACUAGCAAAAGUUUACAUUCCUAUGCGCGCCCUCCACCGGUGUCCUCUUCUAAGAGUGAGGCAGCCUUCCCUCAUCAUCACUGGAAGGAGGAAACCCCAGUCAGACAUGAAAGGGCAAAUAGUGAGUCAGAAUCUGGCAUUUUCUGCAUGUCCUCCCUCUCAGAUGAUGAUGAUUUGGGAUGGUGCAAUUCCUGGCCUUCAACUGCUUGGCACUGUUUUUUGAAAGGCACACGACUGUGCUUUCAUAAGGGAAGCAAAAAGGAAUGGCAGGAUGUUGAAGAUUUUGCUAGAACUGAAGGCUGCGUUAAUGAGGAAGAUCUCCAAGUGGGCACUCACAAGGGCUAUGGUUCUGAUGGUCUAAAGUUGUUGUCACAUGAAGAAAGUGUAUCAUUUGGCGAGUCUGUACUGAAGUUGACUUUUGAUCCUGGUACAGUAGAAGAUGGCUUACUUACUGUAGAGUGUAAGCUGGACCACCCUUUCUAUGUUAAAAAUAAAGGUUGGUCAUCGUUUUAUCCAAGCCUGACUGUGGUACAGCAUGGCAUUCCAUGUUGUGAGAUCCAUAUUGGUGAUGUAUGUCUACCUCCCGGACACCCCGAUGCCAUUAAUUUUGAUGAUUCAGGUGUUUUUGAUACAUUUAAAAGCUAUGACUUCACACCUAUGGAUUCUUCUGCAGUCUACGUGUUAAGCAGUAUGGCUCGUCAGCGUCGUGCAUCUUUGUCUUGUGGGGGGCCUGGAGGCCAGGACUUUGCAAGAUCUGGACUUAGUAAGACCUGUGGCUCAUCGGGGUCAUCACAGCUCUCUCCCAGUUCUUUGUGUGCUAAAGCCGACAAAAACCACAGCUCAGGGACUGCAAGUGCCACUUCUCCUAACAAGUGCAAAAGACCAAUGAAUGCCUUCAUGCUUUUUGCCAAAAAAUACAGAGUGGAAUAUACUCAGAUGUAUCCAGGGAAAGAUAACAGAGCCAUAAGUGUGAUCCUUGGUGAUAGGUGGAAGAAAAUGAAGAAUGAAGAGAGAAGGAUGUAUACAUUAGAAGCAAAGGCUUUGGCUGAAGAACAAAAACGUUUAAAUCCUGACUGUUGGAAAAGGAAAAGAACCAAUUCAGGCUCACAACAGCAUUAAGCCACGACGCUUGUUCUGAAGUCUGUAGUUACAUAAACACUGACUGUCCAUGGAAGGGCUUAAGAAGAUCAAGGUGUCACCAUUCGUCCUGAAUUCGUGUGACCAUAAGAUACCGAUAGCAAUGAGUCUUGAAAUGAUUUAAUAAUAUGAGUGAGGAUUUGCUUUCUCCAUUAGAGCAUUAAGUAAGCUAAAACUAUCAACAUUGUAAACCAAAUUGCCUUAUUUUUCUUCCAAACUUCGUAUAUGUCUAUCAGGUAAUAUAGGCUUGAAAAUUGAUAUCCUGUGGUGCUAAAGUACAGUAGAAAGAGAGGAGAGUGUAUACAUGUUUUAUUUUAAAUUGUACAAAAGGGGAAUUUAAAAAUAUGUAACUGCUGUUUAUACAUUGGCUCCUUACUGCUUAUUAAUCUGUAUUGUAUACAUAACGGGAUAAAACAGAGCUGGGAAGAGACCUCUCCCUGAGCAGCCACCACACGCUGGGCCGUGCCAAACACGGGAGCUCUAGUCCGGCCAGUGCCAAGCGGCUGCCGGCACGUGUGGUGGGUGGAUGGCGUCAGUGUCCCAACGUGAGAGCCGCCUGCUGCCGCUACCCCGGGCGUGCAGAGUCUUGCACCAGGUGGCAGCACCCAUCCGUCAUUUCCAGCGGAGGCCAAGCCCGGGCCAAGGUCAAGUUAGUUAAUAGCAUUGGGAUAUAGUCACGGUAAUGGUGCUAUUAACAGUUGACAUCGUUGUAUUUUUUAACUUUGUGUUCUGUAUCUCCUCAGCCACGUAUCUUAAAUAUCUUCUUUGUCAUCGUAUCUUUAUGGUGGGGGCAGACUUUGCACUUACUGCAGUGCAACACGUGCACUUUACUUUUCCUCCAGCUGUCUGAGGUGAGAGCAAGUCCCUGGGCGAGACGCUGCUUUUGCUCUGAGCUACAAUCAUGGCUUUUCACGUUACUUACCAAGUGGUGUUUCUGGUUAGGAAUCACAGCUGUAAAAUCGAUUUCAGUUCAUUACACUUCUUCAUGAUGUUGCCCCUAAAUUUUGCACACUAUAUUCUUGUAUAUUAUUUCAAAUAAAAUGGAAAAAAAUUGUUUAUCUCUGA